Messenger RNA from Eutrema salsugineum, 1400 nucleotides. RefSeq names its product SH3 domain-containing protein 3. The coding region runs from base 211 to 1266 and encodes 351 amino acids. NCBI's taxonomy places the organism in Eukaryota, Viridiplantae, Streptophyta, Magnoliopsida, Brassicales, Brassicaceae. The record is from RefSeq and is a predicted model, not a curated record. Gene Ontology annotation, molecular function: protein binding. The transcript has 10 exons.
UCUCCGAGGAUCAGAGAGAGAACAGUGACAUCGUGUCGAAGAAGAAGAACAUAUAUUACUACAAUCUCUAAAAUCAGAUCUGCUCUGUUUUGUCAGUCUCUAAGCUGGUCAGAUCGAAGUGAAACUUCCCAAUUCCCCUCAGAUUCCUAAAGCUCGUCUCUUUCGUUUUCUCUGAGAUAAUUUGGGUAAAUCAAGAGGACAAGUGACGCAAUGGAUGCCUUUAGAAGACAAGCGAGUAAGCUCAGGGAUCAAGUGGCUAAGCAGCAACUGGCUGUGAUCAAGCAAUUCAGUGGAACUGGAUACGAAAGCUCAGAUGUAAUGGUGAUUGAUGAGCUUGAAAUGCAAAGGCAUCAUCAGCUCGAUAAACUUUACCGGUCUACUCGUUCCGCAAAGGAGUUCCAGAGAGAGAUAGUUAAAGCAGCUGAGGCAUUUACUUCCAUUGGGCUCAGACACAUCGAAGCAGGAACCAAGUUGGCUGAAGACUGCUGCAGAUAUGGAAACGAAAAUAGUCAGAACAUCGAUGAGAAUAUUCUAGCUAAGGCUGCAGCUAUAUACGGUGAUGCUCGGAAACAUGUAGAGAAAGAACAAGAAGACUUUAACAAGCUUUUGUCUUCUCAGGUAUUGGAUCCUCUUAGAGCCAUGGUUGCCGGUUCUCCUCUUGAAGAUGCUCGUCAUCUUGCUCAACGUUACAGCCGCAUGAGACAAGAAGCGGAGACACAUGCAACGGAAGUCUCUAGAAGGCAAGCGCGUGUAAGAGAAGCUCCGAUUCCAGAAAACGUGGCAAAGCUUCAACUAGCGGAAGCGAAGAUGCAAGAGCUAAAAGCAAACAUGGCGGUUCUCGGUAAAGAAGCAACUGCUGCAUUGGCUGCUGUUGAAUCACAACAACAUAGACUUACUUUCCAGAGGCUUGUUGCUAUGGUCGAAGGAGAGAAGAAUUAUCACUUAAGAAUAGCAGCUGUCCUCAGUGACAUUGAAGCCGAGAUGGUAACCGAGAAACAACACAAAGAAUCUGCUCCUCCUGCGAUUCCAACAGAGAAUGGCUCAGAGAAAACAUCAUACUUUCUAGCUGAAGUGAUUCAUCCAUUUUCCGCUGCUUCUGAGAAAGAACUAGACUUGGACAAAGGAGAUUACGUCGUUGUGCGAAAGGUGAGCCAAACCGGUUGGGCUGAAGGAGAAUGCAAAGGCAGAGCUGGUUGGUUUCCUAUGGCUUACAUUGAAAAGCGACAGAGACUUCCCACUAGCAACUUUGCUGCUGAAGUGUACUGAGUUUCUUCAAAGACAUCAUUUUUUUUUUCAUUCGUCUCAAAUUACUGUGUUAUGUUAUGCCAUUUCCCCAAGAUUACUACUCUUGUUAAUAUUUGUUGAUCCAAAAUAGCGUUUACCUCCAAAAGAUCUUUAUU